AUGGUCAACAAUAAUGUUGAGCCACUGCUGGCAUUGAACAGCAGUAGUAAUCCAUUAAUGUCAAUAAUGAUGACCAAUGGCGAUGCCAACAGUACUAAUCACGAACUAUCAUCAAAACGAUCGGCAAUGAAAGCCUCAUCAUUAUCACAUGUGAAAUCUUCAAUGAACAGUAAUAAUAAUAAUUCACCAUUAAACAAUGACAAUCGCAUUAAAUUUAUUGAUAUGCUUGUAUGUGGUUGUUGUCAACAAGAUUUUCAAUUAUCGGAUAUUCUGAAAUUUAUUGAACAUAAAGCUAAGUGUGGAAAUAAAGAAAAUAAACAAAAUAUACCGUAUCAUUUUCCUCAACGACAUCGACAUCGUAGAGAAGGUUACAAUGAUGAUUGUGAUGAUGAUGAUGGCGAUGAUGAUGAUGACAGAGAUGAUAAAAGUCAACAUAGUGUCAAUUCAAGUGAAAGUGACAAUGAGCAUAAUAUUCAACAUCAUGAAUCGAAUCGUCAAACAUCAUCCGAAAAGCGAACCAAAUUUUCUAAAGUUCUUGUUGAUGCAAGUGCCAAUACAUUGAAUAAUAAUAGUGAACCUUAUAAUUUAGAAUGUAAUGAAUGUGGUGAUGUGUAUAGUACAGCUUGGUUUCUCAUACAACAUUAUCAACGUUUGCAUGGUCUGAAAAUGUACAGAAAUUGUCUAAAUGAAAAUGCUUCUUCGAAUCCUAAUAAAAGUAAUAAUAACAAUGCCACAGCAGCAACAUUGAUAAAUAGCGGAUUAUUGGCAAAAGACCCAUCGACGCUUAAUAUAGAUCUUGCUAUGUUUGAAACUGCAUUUAAACAAGCUGCACCAACAAGUCGUUCUCUGACAUCGUCAACAACAUUCGCUUCAAAUCAAUUAAUCGCUGCGGCUAAUGUUGCUCGAUCAGUGCAGCAGCAGCAGCAGCAACAACAACAACAACAACAACAACAACAACAUUCGCUAUCGAUCCGAACAGCAGCCGAUAGUGACUGUAAUCCACGCGGUAGCAUUUCAGCAGGUGCUAACCCGAAGGCAAAUGUAUCAUUUUCAGCACUUUCUACUGCAACAUAUCCAAGUUUAUUGCAAGAAACUGCUCGAUCAAAUUCCAUCGUCCAAUUAUUGAAAGAAGUAGCUAAACAGCAAACUUCUAAAAUAUAUGACAAAAAUAAAUCAAGUAAUAAUACAGAUUCACAAUUUCUUACACCAAAAUCUUUCGAUGUUACGACUGCAGAAGUUGAAAAUGAAUCAAAUAACAAUGUAUAUAGUCAACAUAAAGGAUUGAAUCAUCAUGCUCGACAGCAAAAAAGAACACGGCCAGCAGAUUCUGAUCAAAACGAUGAAUAUGAACAAAAACGUACAAUAUCAUCACUAUCACUUUCCAAUUCAUCCAAUCGAGUUUCAACGGGUCCAAUGCGUCGUCUUUCAGUUUCAUCAACACCUUCAAUAUCUUUAUCAUCAUCCGAAGAUGAACCAACACUAUCAAUGACAUAUCCAGGAACAAAUGAAGACAAAACGACUCUAAAUGAUACGCCUAUACAAUCACUACCACCAUCGUCUAUAGUUAUCGAUCAAUCACAAGAACGAAAACGUAAUCAACGUAAACCAACACGACAAAAAUCAACACAAUUAUUAAAUGGUAUUAAUAAAUCUCAACAAGCAAUAACAAAAUCAAUAAAAGCUGAACCAUGUGAUACUGAUAAUAACAGUGUUAGUUUAAAUAUUGUCAGUGAUGAGAAUCAAUCAUUAGCAUGGAAAAAACCUGGAUUAUUAUUAAAAACCGGUGGAAAUCUUUCUAAUGAAUCGACCAAUGACAAUCGAACAUCAUUAAAUAAUUCAUCAACUUACAAAUGGCUUCAUCAAGCAUUUCGUUCAUUAAUACCAGGCCAAUUACAAAUCAAUGAUAUCGAUAUAACAAUGCAACAUUCACCACAAUCAAUUUCAAUGAUUGAUAGCGGCGGUGGUGGUGGUGGUCAUGCAUCUACACGUUCAUCUCCGCCUCGGUCUACAUCAUCACCAUGUUCAACAUCUGUACUAAAUUUAUCAGCUACAAAUGGAAACAAUAUGAAUGAUCAAAAUUCUCCAUCUCAGUCGAAUAUGAUUGAUCAUUCUUUAACAUCACCUGAUGGUAUCUAUCAUCAUCAAUCACGGAUAUUACAUCAAACAAAUCGAAAUGAAAAUAAUUCAAAGGCAUCAGCAUCAACAUUAUUUGCAAAUAAUGCUAUAAAUUUAAAUCAUAUAUCUAAUAACAAUAAUCAACGAUUAAUAAAACGUGAUCGACGUAAUGAUACAUGCGAAUAUUGCGGAAAAGUAUUCAAAAAUUGUUCAAAUUUAACCGUUCAUCGUCGAAGUCAUACAGGUGAAAAACCUUAUAAAUGUGAAUUAUGUGCGUAUGCAUGUGCACAAUCAUCUAAAUUAACACGUCAUAUGAAAACGCAUGGCCGUGCAGGGAAUGAAGCAUUUCGUUGUCGUUAUUGUUCAAUGCCAUUUUCAGUUGCAAGUACAUUAGAAAAACAUAUGCGUCGUUGUGAUCGUAAUCCUCAAAUUCUUGCUGUAUUUAAACAACAACAGCAAUUAUCAUCAUCAUCACCAUCACCAUCACCAUCAAUAAAUGAUAAUAAUCGAAAGUCAAGAUCGAAUUCAAAAAAUGGAUUUUUUAUUGGUGAAAUCGAUGACAAUGAUGAAACAAAUGCUGAUGACUAUCCCUCAUUUGCUGAAAUUGUUGAUGAACAAAAUGACGCUAGUGCAGAUGAAGAUAUUGAUGAUAUUGAUUUCGCUGAACAAACAUCAAAUGAGCAAUCUUGA
Messenger RNA from Rotaria socialis, 2805 nucleotides. The record is from the annotation of a GenBank genome assembly. Lineage: Eukaryota; Metazoa; Rotifera; Eurotatoria; Philodinida; Philodinidae.